Messenger RNA from Carica papaya (papaya), 1512 nucleotides. The record is from RefSeq and is a predicted model, not a curated record. Lineage: Eukaryota; Viridiplantae; Streptophyta; Magnoliopsida; Brassicales; Caricaceae.
AUGAGUUAUGAGUCAGAGGAUUUUCCAUCAAAACGCACCGUUUAUGUGGUGAUAUGUUGGAUUCUUGCUGCCUUCGGGGGUCUUAUGUUUGGUUAUGACAUUGGAAUUUCAGGAGGGGUAACCGCCAUGACUGAUUUCCUGAUAAAAUUCUUCCCUUCUGUAUAUGAGAAAAAGCUUCAUGCUAAAGAAGAUAAUUACUGUAAAUACGACAACCAGUAUCUUCAGCUUUUUACUUCUUCACUCUACCUGGCUGCUCUCUUUUCAAGUUUCGCCGCCUCAAAAGUCUGCUCAACAUUCGGUCGAAGGCCUACCAUCUUCGUAGCCUCGUGCUUUUUCCUGCUCGGAGCUGCCUUAAGUGCUGCUGCUCAUAACCUUUUCCUCCUCAUUUCAGGCAGGAUUUUUCUGGGUUUGGGAGUUGGAUUUGGCAAUGAGUAUGUUUUGCAGUCUGUUCCUUUGUUUUUGUCCGAGAUAGCUCCAGUUACUAGCCGUGGAGCAGUGAACAUUCUGUUCCAAUUAUUUGUAACUAUAGGAAUAUUCAUAGCUAAUCUUGUGAACUACGCAACCUCAAACAUGCACCCAUAUGGAUGGAGAUUGUCUCUAGGACUGGCCGGUGUGCCAGCCAUCUUCCUCUUCAUUGGCUCGUUGGUGAUCACUGAAACACCCACGAGCCUGGUGGAGCAUGGAAAAGAGGAAGCAGGCAUAAAAGCACUCAAGAAGAUCAGAGGCGUCCAAGAAGUAGAUGUAGAAUUCAAGCAAAUCAAGACAGCUUGCGACAUUGCAAGACAGGUCAAGCACCCAUUUAAGAAUCUAAUGAAUCGAUCUAACAGACCACCAUUGAUUAUCGGUAUCUGUCUUCAAGUGUUUCAACAGUUUACAGGGAUCAAUGCAAUUAUGUUCUACGCACCUGUGCUCUUCCAAACUGUUGGAUUCAAGAACGAUGCUUCGCUGUUGUCAUCUGUUAUUACCGGACUUGUCAAUGUGUUUAGCACUUUAGUCUCCAUUUAUGCUGUUGACAAGGCUGGUAGGAGGAAAUUACUUCUCCAAGCCUGUGUACAAAUGUUUAUCAGCCAGAGUGCGAUUGGAGUUAUUCUUCUGGUAAAUCUGAAAGCUACGAAUUCGCUAUCGAAAUCAGAAGCAUGGUUGGUGGUGGUUCUCGUGUGUCUGUUUGUAAUGGCAUUUGCUUGGUCUUGGGGUCCCCUUGGUUGGCUGAUACCUAGUGAGACAUUCCCUCUGGAAACAAGAACUGCAGGGUUUGCAUUUGCAGUCAGCUCUAACAUGCUCUUCACCUUCAUUAUAGCUCAAGCAUUCUUGUCGAUGAUGUGUCAUAUGCGAGCUUUUAUCUUCUUCUUCUUCGCUGCUUGGAUUUUUGUGAUGGGAUUAUUCACAAUCUUCCUUUUGCCAGAGACAAAGGGUGUUCCUAUUGAUGCCAUGGUUGACAGAGUCUGGAAGAAACAUCCUGUCUGGAAAAAUUAUAUGGAGGAUGCUGAUGCAGAUUCAAGAUCCAACAUUUAG